This is a messenger RNA of Lolium rigidum, 2050 nucleotides long. Its product is annotated as protein BREAST CANCER SUSCEPTIBILITY 1 homolog. Gene Ontology annotation, cellular component: plasma membrane; BRCA1-BARD1 complex; BRCA1-A complex. Lineage: Eukaryota; Viridiplantae; Streptophyta; Magnoliopsida; Poales; Poaceae. Gene Ontology annotation, molecular function: ubiquitin-protein transferase activity. Gene Ontology annotation, biological process: double-strand break repair via homologous recombination; negative regulation of fatty acid biosynthetic process; positive regulation of transcription by RNA polymerase II. The record is from RefSeq and is a predicted model, not a curated record. The coding region runs from base 1 to 1698 and encodes 565 amino acids. The transcript is spliced from 11 exons.
AUGGCAAAGUACAUUAUCGGGCUCGUAUUCCUUCCUCCGCUCAAAGCUGUGUUCUCCCUCAAACUGCUACUUCCGGAUGCAUCCGACUACCCGAUCUCUCAGUCUCUCGGCCUCGGCGGCAUGAUCCUGAGUACCAAGUCAGCUAUGCGUACCAGCACAAUGGUCAACAUAAAAACAGAAACUGAUGAUGGCAAUCUUGAGGUUCUGCAACAAAGACAGAUGCAGAAUGAGGCAAUGGCUAGUCAAAGCAUCUGUCAGACCAAACAAAGUCUUGCUGGGAAAAAUGCGUCACCAGGUGUUAAUGCAAGUAACACUAAAAUACGCAGAGGUUUGGGGAAAGAUGGCAAGUUCGAAGUCAAUGAAGGUACUACUGGAUUGAGACCGCCAACACCAAUCAACUUAUUUGAAGAUGAAUGUGUUUUCUGCCAUUCAUUUAGAACUAGUGAGGAGUUUCAUGGUCCGAUGGUACAAUAUCAGAAUGGAAGGAUUGUGUCUACCAAUGAGGGCAACCCAACCAAUACCAUUUAUGUCCAUAAAAAAUGCAUGUACUGGGCCCCAAGAGUAUAUCUCAAUGGUGAUAUUAUUGUUAACAUGGAGAAGGAAAUCAGUCGUGCUUCAAGAUUGAAAUGCAGCAGAUGCAACCUCCCAGGAGCAGCUCUUGGUUGUUAUAAUGAACCGUGCGGUCAAACUUAUCAUGUUCCAUGUGCAAGGAUGAUGGUACCAAAAUGCCGUUGGGAUGUUAAAUAUCUCAAUGUUCUGUGCCCCAAGCAUGAAUCCGAUCCAUUACCAGGUGAUGAGAGCUCACCAAUAAUGGAAAGUAACAUUUCUUCGCCCAUCCUUCGGAAUCAAUAUUUAGAUAAACAAGUAAUGCAUGUCAUUUAUAGAAGGGAAGAUCAACAAGUAGAUCAGCUGAACACUUCGAGUUCUUCUUCCUUGCCUCGGGGUCAAUAUUCGGACAUAGAAGGAAUUUCUGCCGAUUACCGGAGAGAAGAAAAACAAAUGAAGCACUCUAGAACCCCUGUGAAUCAAUGGGUCCUACUCGGUUCAGUUUUAAGUGCAUCGGAGAAGGAUUCCCUCAAGGAAUUUGCUUCCUUGACCAAUUCAACCUUGGUUGAGGAAUGGGACAAAAAUGUGACUCAUGUUAUUGUGGGUAGAGGUGCUGGUAGUAAAUCUCUAAAUGAAUCAUAUGAGGUCCUGAUGGCAACACUCUCUGGGAAAUGGGUUGUUACAGCUGGAUGGAUUGUGGAUUGCUUAGUGGAGGCGAUUCCACGUCCAAAAACUUGCUUGGCAGAGCCAAUUCCAGGUCCAGAAAUUUCUUACGAGGUGACAUCGAUUGAUGGACCAAAGAAAGGAAGAGCUGAAGCAACUGAAAUGGCACCAAAGCUGUUCUCCGGACUUCAUUUCUUACUCAGCGCCUACAUGAAGCCAGAAGACACUGGAAACAUAAAAGAUCUCAUAGUAGCCGCCGAAGGGCAGGUACUAGAUGAAAUGAGCCCAUGUUCAUUACAGGAGAAUUUGGACCAAAAUCCAGCCAAGGUAUACUUCGUCUAUGCUUCCACUUAUUGCCUUGAUCUUGGCAAGGAGAUGGAGGAGGCCGUCAAGUACCAGGACUCAGGAGCGCAGGUGAUCAGCGAGUGGAGUCUGUAUGGCGCUAUCGCGGCUUAUGAUGUGCGGAUCCUGGAACGGAUAUCUACUUGAAAUCUGCACUUUAGGCAGAACUAGUUUUUGGCCCUGUUAGUAGGGAUUUUUGGGGUUAGCCUGCAUAGGUCCUGGGGAGAGGGGAUGGUUACAGUUUAGAGAUUGUGAACGUCAGAGGGUACUCACUCCAAUAGUCAGCUUUUGCGGGGGUGAUGGCUUCGAUGUAUUCUUGUUGUUUUGGUGAUGGAUUGGUCGCUGAUCAGCCCAGGCUCUUGCCGUCGGACAACCAUCGUGUAGCGAUCUAGAUGUGCAAUUUGCGCAGUCUCAGUAAGUAACUCUGUUCGGCAACAUCUUAUGUUUGACAUCGUAACAGGUAGACAAAAGAAUGUGGAAUGUGAAAUGUGUUAUGUUU